GGGCUGUGGAGCUCACUCGCCACUGCCACACUGUCCGCUCCUCUCUACGCUUUGCUCCAUUACUGUUCUUCCUUUUCUUUUCUCGAAAAUCCAAGAAAAUUCGGGGAUUUUCCAUUGGAGAACCCUUGAGAACCCCCGGGCUUGGGUUUCUGGGGGCCCUCUACGGCGCGCUCCUCCUCGGCGGCGAUUGAUAGGUCGAGGGUAUCACGCUUGUUCCGUUGCUUGGUAGUGGGUUUUGGGGGAAAUGUGUUACGUAUUUACCUCUUCGAAGGGGUAUUCUAAGGUCUUUGGCUUCUGACUUGGGGCUUUCGUUGUUGUUGCUGAAAUUUUUUGGUGCGAUCGAGUCUGGUGCUCUGAGAUCUCCACCGUUUCCUUCUUUUCUCACUCAGAGUGCUGGAUUUCUUCUUUUCUAUCUUCCUUUUUGUUUUCUCCUGUGGAGAUCUAGGUAUUGCGGACUCUGUUAAGGUUUUUCUCUCCAUUUCAAGAAAGUUCAGAUUUUGUGUACCUUUUGAGAAUUUCUUACACCUCUGAGAUCUGAAACUGUGCUCUUUUGCUUCUCCGAUCGUUCGAAUUGGAGUUGUGUCUUCUCCUUUCCUGUCAAGUGUCGAUAGUCUUAGAAGAUGCAGAGACCCCUUCAGCCCCAGGAGUACUCCUUAAAGGAGACAUCUCCCCACCUUGGUGGUGGUGGAGUUGCCGGCGACAAGCUCACCACAACUUAUGACCUCGUGGAGCAGAUGCAGUAUCUCUAUGUCCGUGUCGUGAAGGCUAGAGACCUGCCGACCAAGGAUGUAACUGGAAGCUGUGACCCUUAUGUUGAGGUGAAGCUGGGGAACUACAAGGGCACAACCCGCCAUUUUGAGAAAACGACCAAUCCUGAAUGGAACCAAGUCUUUGCCUUCUCAAAAGAGCGGAUACAAGCUUCCUCAGUGGAAGUCAUUGUCAAAGACAAGGAUUUUGUGAAGGAUGAUUUCAUUGGUCGGGUUUCAUUUGAUCUAAAUGAGAUUCCGAAGCGAGUUCCACCGGAUAGUCCAUUGGCUCCGCAGUGGUAUAGGCUGGAAGACCGGAAGGGAGACAAGGUGAAGGGAGAACUGAUGUUAGCAGUUUGGAUGGGCACUCAAGCAGAUGAAGCGUUUCCAGAAGCUUGGCAUUCAGAUGCUGCAACUGUUCCAAGUGAUGGCCUUGCAAGUAUAAGGUCGAAGGUAUACCUCACGCCUAAGCUUUGGUAUGUGAGGGUGAAUGUUAUUGAAGCCCAGGACUUGCAACCUAGCGAUAAGAGCAGGUUUGAAUUCUAUGUUAAAGUUAUGCUUGGUAAUCAAGCUCUCAGAACUAGAAUAUCUCAGAUCAGGACCAUUAAUCCUAUGUGGAAUGAAGAUUUGAUGUUUGUAGCAGCUGAACCAUUUGAGGAGCACUUGGUUCUGAGUGUUGAAGAUCGGGUGGCACCCAACAAGGAUGAGGUAUUGGGGAAGACUGUCAUUUCCCUGCAGAAUGUGGACAGGAGGCUGGACUACAAGCCUGUCAAUAGCAGGUGGUAUAAUCUCGAGAAGCAUGUGAUUGUGGAGGGUGAACAGAAGAAGAAGGAGGUGAAGUUCUCUAGUCGGAUUCAUCUGAGAAUUUGUUUAGAUGGUGGAUACCAUGUUUUGGAUGAGUCGACCCACUAUAGCAGUGAUCUGAGGCCAACAGCAAAACAGUUGUGGAAGCAGAGCAUUGGAGUUUUGGAACUGGGCAUCUUGAAUGCUCAGGGGUUGUUGCCUAUGAAGACUAAGGAUGGUCGUGGGACUACGGAUGCUUACUGUGUUGCUAAGUAUGGACAGAAAUGGGUCCGUACAAGGACUAUUAUAGAUAGCUUUACUCCAAAGUGGAAUGAACAAUACACCUGGGAGGUAUAUGAUCCGUGUACGGUUAUUACAAUUGGUGUAUUUGAUAACUGUCACUUGCAAGGAGGGGAGAAGGCAGCUGCUACAAGGGAUACCAGGAUUGGCAAGGUGAGAAUCCGUCUUUCUACACUUGAAACUGAUCGGGUUUACACCCACUACUACCCUCUUAUUGUGUUGCUUCCUUCUGGGGUGAAGAAGAUGGGAGAAGUUCAGCUGGCUGUCCGCUUUACAUGUUCCUCUUUGAUUAAUAUGUUGCACCUGUAUUCACAACCAUUACUUCCAAAGAUGCAUUACCUUUACCCAUUGUCUGUUGUUCAGCUUGAUAACCUGAGGCACCAGGCCACUCAGAUAGUAUCAAUGAGGUUGAGCCGCGCAGAGCCACCUUUGAGAAAGGAGGUUGUGGAGUAUAUGUUGGAUGUGGAUUCUCACAUGUGGAGCAUGCGGAAGAGCAAGGCUAACUUUUUCAGGAUCAUGGGUGUCCUCAGCCCUUUGAUUUCAGUUGGAAAAUGGUUUGAUCAGGUUUGCAGUUGGAGGAACCCUCUGACUACAAUACUUAUUCACAUUCUCUUUGUGAUAUUGGUUUUGUACCCGGAAUUGAUACUCCCAACGAUUUUCCUCUACCUGUUUUUGAUCGGUGUCUGGUACUUCCGUUGGAGGCCCAGGCAGCCUCCUCACAUGGACACCCGGCUUUCACAUGCGGAAUCUGCCCAUCCUGAUGAGCUAGAUGAAGAAUUUGAUACUUUCCCUACAUCUCGUCCACCCGAUAUUGUGAGGAUGAGGUAUGACCGGUUAAGGAGUGUAGCAGGGAGAGUACAGACUGUGGUUGGUGACCUGGCGACACAAGGGGAGAGGUUGCAAUCCCUGUUGAGCUGGAGAGACCCAAGAGCAACUGCCUUGUUUGUGACCUUCUGUCUGAUUGCUGCCAUUGUGCUUUAUGUUACGCCGUUCCGUGUUGUGGCCUUACUGACCGGUUUGUAUGUGUUGAGACACCCAAGAUUCCGCCAUAGGCUUCCGUCGGUGCCCCUUAACUUCUUUAGGAGGUUGCCUGCUAGAACGGAUAGCAUGUUGUGAGCUGUGGAAGGCCUUCUCUUUUGUCUGUACCAAAAUGAUCCUGGUUGGAACCUGAGUUGCAGCUGAGUGGUGUGACGAAGAUAUUCAGCGGUUACUUUCUCAAUGAACAGCUGGUGUUGGAUGUCUGUGUGAUCUGUAAUUUUCACCUGGUAUGUUGGUCUUGUUGGAAUUGUAGCUUUUUUCUUUAUGUUUCUCCUUAAUUUCACUUUUUGAUGUGUUUUUGUUUUUUUCGAUGAAGCACUUCUUGAUGUGUUGCUUUCUUUUAUAUGUUUCUCUGUCAAAUUCAUGGAGCUUCUUUAGUCUCUGAACCUAUUAAUUCUUAUAAGUUGAUUUGAUAUCUGUUGUGC
Molecule: messenger RNA, 3292 nt
Organism: Elaeis guineensis (African oil palm)
Lineage: Eukaryota; Viridiplantae; Streptophyta; Magnoliopsida; Arecales; Arecaceae
Product: FT-interacting protein 7
Source: RefSeq, a predicted model, not a curated record